This is a messenger RNA of Pochonia chlamydosporia 170, 1515 nucleotides long. Its product is annotated as CDP-diacylglycerol-glycerol-3-phosphate 3-phosphatidyltransferase. Gene Ontology annotation, molecular function: CDP-diacylglycerol-glycerol-3-phosphate 3-phosphatidyltransferase activity. The record is from RefSeq and is a predicted model, not a curated record. The coding region runs from base 1 to 1515 and encodes 504 amino acids. Gene Ontology annotation, biological process: cardiolipin biosynthetic process. Gene Ontology annotation, cellular component: mitochondrion. NCBI's taxonomy places the organism in Eukaryota, Fungi, Ascomycota, Sordariomycetes, Hypocreales, Clavicipitaceae. The transcript has 3 exons.
AUGCGGGCGCAAUGCAGAGCCUUUGGCACUGCACCGUCAGGAGCUUCAACAGGUGCAGCAUCGGGAAGUGGUCUCAGUGUUGGGACAUUGGUGCCGAUUGUGAGCGAGUUGGACCGCAUGGCUCCGAGUUUUGAUUUGCGAGGCGAGAAUAUCCGUGUUAUCAAGACACCAGCCGAAUUUUACGAAACGUUAAAGGAUCGGAUACGCAAUGCAAAGCAACGAAUAUUCUUAUCGACGCUAUACAUAGGGAAAUCCGAAAAGGAGCUCAUCGACACCAUCCAAGAUGCCAUGCGACGCAACCCCCAGCUGAAACUGAGCAUACUAACGGACUGCUUGCGAGGCACUCGAGAAGCGCCAAAUCCAUCCUGCGCUUCGUUAUUAGCACCGCUUGUUACCGAGUUUGGCGCAGAUCGAGUCGAAGUUCGCAUGUAUCAUACGCCAAACUUGACUGGGCUGAGAAAAAAGUAUAUUCCGAAUAGGAUAAACGAGGGCUGGGGUCUACAGCAUAUGAAGCUUUAUGGAGUUGAUGACGAAAUUAUCCUGUCGGGUGCGAACUUGUCGACGGACUAUUUUACAAAUCGACAAGAUAGAUAUCAUCUGUUUUCUUCAAAAGAGGUGACCGAGCACUUUUGGCGCAUUCACAACGGUGUUGGAUCAUUUAGCUUCCUGGUACAGCCGUCGCAAGAAGAUGCAGGAUUUACGCUUACCUGGCCAAAGGCCAAUUCCGCGCCAUCACCAUUAGACGAUCCACAGGCUUUUAUCAAGAGCUCAAGUCUGACAUUGAGAAAAUUGGUUGCGCCGCAGGCUGAACAGCUACCCAAGGGUGACUUUAGCAAUACGAGGGUGUAUAUGCUUGGGCAAUUCUCCCAAGUCAUGCAGCCAGACCACUCUACCGAACUUCCUGUCAUCACACACAUUCUGCAGAAGCUUGCUCUGCCUGAAUAUCAGGGCUCGUCGUGGACCUUCACUGCCGGCUACUUCAACCCGGCUCCUUCAUUAACCAAGCUCCUCAUUGGGACGGCGUCAACGAACAACACCGUCAUCACAGCUGCGCCAGAGGCAAAUGGCUUUUACAAGUCAAAGGGUGUAUCGGGUCUACUUCCAGAUGCGUAUGUCCUCCUUGCUCGCCGGUUUCUAGAUAACAUCAAUCAAAACCGUCGUGAGAAUGAUAUCACUUUGAAGGAAUGGCGGUUUGGUACUGUUGGUCACCCCGGAGGGUGGACAUAUCACGCCAAGGGCCUCUGGGUGACUAUGCCUGGUGAUACGACGCCCUCGAUGAGCAUCAUCGGUAGCUCAAACUAUACAAAGCGGAGCUACUCGCAUGAUUUGGAGGUUGGUGCGUUGAUUGUCACGAGGGAUGAGACAUUGAAGAAGCAGCUUGGCGAUGAACAAACUUGGCUGCAGGAGCAUUCGAAGAAGGUGACUAGAGAUGAUUUUGCAAAGAACGAGAGGAGGGUUGGGUUGAAGGUGAGGAUUGCCAUGUGGAUUGUAUCUUUGGUUGGUGGUGCAUUGUAA